GGAGAAUUGAAGACGUCUUUUCGACAAUUUACAUCUCUUCUCUUUACCACCAUUCCCACCACCAUCUCCGACCAUUUCCUCUUCUCAUGCCUCAAGACCGUCUUUCUCCCGAGACUGUUGUCGCUAUUGAUGACUAUCUAAAACCAAAUGUCGACCACAUCGUGAAAAGACAUGAUCUGUUCAGAAAGUUCAAGGACGAUAUUGAGCAGCACGAAGGCGGAUACGACAGUUUCACCAAGGGAUAUCUGAAGUUUGGGCUAAACGUUGGAUCCAAUGGAGAAGUUGUCUACAGAGAAUGGGCUCCAAAUGCACGAGAAGCAUUUUUGAUCGGUGACUUCAAUGGCUGGAACAGGACAUCCCACCCCAUGAAGAAAAACCAGUUCGGUAUUUGGGAGAUUGCAGUCCCUCCGUCGUCGCCAGGUGUCUGUGCCAUUCCACACGAUUCCAAGAUCAAGAUCUCGAUGAUUCUCCCAUCAGGAGAGCGUAUCGAACGCAUUCCAGCGUGGAUCAAACGCGUCACUCAGGAGCUCAGCGUUUCACCUGUUUAUGAUGCGCGCUUUUGGAAUCCGCCUGAAUCUGAGAAGCACAAGUUCAAAAAUCCCCGCCCAUCCUACCCUAAAGAUGCCAGAAUCUAUGAAGCGCAUGUCGGUAUCUCGACUUCAGAACCAAGAGUAGGGUCGUAUAAAGAAUUUACGGCGAAUGUCUUGCGACGCAUCAAGAAUCUUGGCUACAAUGUCAUCCAAUUGAUGGCCAUCAUGGAGCAUGCUUACUAUGCCUCUUUCGGGUACCAGGUGACUAGUUUCUUCGCCGCAAGCUCACGAUAUGGAACUCCGGAAGAGCUGAAAGAGCUUAUCGACACGGCACACGGCAUGGGGCUGACUGUUCUUCUCGAUAUUGUCCAUUCCCAUGCUUGCAAGAAUGUUCUUGACGGGAUAAAUGAGUUCGAUGGAACUGAUCAUUUGUACUUCCAUGAGGGACCCAAGGGUCGACAUGACCUUUGGGAUAGCCGUCUCUUCAACUACGGCAAUCAUGAGGUGUUGCGAUUCCUCUUGAGCAAUCUUCGAUUCUACAUAGAGGAAUAUCGGUUCGACGGAUUCCGGUUUGACGGUGUGACCAGCAUGAUGUAUACGCACCACGGGGUCGGAGCCGGCUUUUCGGGUGGAUACCACGAAUAUUUUGGUGACUCUGCUGAUCUUGAAGGAAUUGUCUAUCUUAUGUUGGCAAACGACGCCAUGCACUCGUUAUACCCGAAAGUCAUCACUAUAGCCGAGGAUGUCUCCGGGAUGCCUUUGCUCUGCAUCCCUGUAAAUAAAGGUGGUGUCGGAUUCGAUUAUCGCCUGUCCAUGGCUAUCCCGGACAUGUGGAUCAAGUUAUUGAAACACAAAAAGGACGACGAGUGGGAUAUGGGCGAUAUUGUGCAUAUUCUAACAAACCGGCGAUAUGGUGAAAAAAGCGUGGCAUAUUGUGAGAGCCAUGAUCAGGCGCUCGUGGGAGACAAAACGCUUGCGUUUUGGUUGAUGGACAAAGAAAUGUAUACUCACAUGUCCGACUUGACACCGCUGACGCCUGUCAUAUCUCGGGGCAUCGCGCUGCACAAGAUGAUUCGACUUCUGACGCACUCUUUGGGCGGCGAAGGAUACUUGAAUUUUGAGGGGAACGAGUUUGGACAUCCCGAAUGGCUCGACUUUCCCCGAGAAGGUAACGGCAACUCCUUCCACUAUGCGCGCCGCCAGUGGAACGUUGUCGAUGACCCUUUACUUCGGUACAAGUACCUCAGCAAUUUUGAUAGCGCGAUGAACUGCGCAGAUGAGAAGUAUGGCUGGCUCUCUGAUCACCCGGCGUACGUGUCCCUGAAACACGAGGUCGACAAAGUGAUUGUAUACGAACGUGCCGGUCUGCUAUUUGUAUUCAACUUCCAUCCAACGCAGAGUUUCACGGAUUAUCGAGUUGGGGUAGAUGAAGCGGGGGAGUACAGCGUGGUUUUGACAAGCGAUGAACCGAGGUUCGGCGGUUUCGAUAAUGUCAGGUUAGGUGGACAAUACUUUACCACCUCUAUGGAAUGGAACAAUAGGAAGAACUGGCUUCAGGUGUACAUUCCGACUAGAACCUGCUUGGUUCUGUCGAAGCAAUGAAGCGACUAAAUUUGUACCACGAUGAAAUUGAAGGCGUUCGAGGCGUUCCUGCAUGUAAACAGUAGAUUUCGUUUCUUUAUCGGUUUGUACAGCAGAGCAAAUAUAUGGAUAGCAAUGGGGACGAGGAAAAGGAAAAUAUAAUCAGUCGAUCAUGAUCGGACAUGAUCUCGGACUCGAGGCCGU
Molecule: messenger RNA, 2315 nt
Organism: Guyanagaster necrorhizus
Lineage: Eukaryota; Fungi; Basidiomycota; Agaricomycetes; Agaricales; Physalacriaceae
Product: glycoside hydrolase
Exons: 10
Coding region: 87-2132 (681 amino acids)
Biological process (GO): glycogen biosynthetic process
Cellular component (GO): cytoplasm
Molecular function (GO): 1,4-alpha-glucan branching enzyme activity; cation binding; hydrolase activity, hydrolyzing O-glycosyl compounds
Source: RefSeq, a predicted model, not a curated record